Molecule: messenger RNA, 1386 nt
Organism: Trichosporon asahii var. asahii CBS 2479
Lineage: Eukaryota; Fungi; Basidiomycota; Tremellomycetes; Trichosporonales; Trichosporonaceae
Product: alpha, alpha-trehalose-phosphate synthase
Exons: 9
Coding region: 1-1386 (461 amino acids)
Biological process (GO): cellular response to heat; trehalose biosynthetic process
Cellular component (GO): alpha,alpha-trehalose-phosphate synthase complex (UDP-forming); cytosol
Molecular function (GO): catalytic activity
Source: RefSeq, a predicted model, not a curated record
AUGAGUGACCCAGCGUAUCAGAACAACCAUCAUUCCUCUCCCCGCUCCAACCACUCGCCGCAAAUGUUUACCUACGACUCCCUUCCUAAAGCAGAAAAUGGUGCACCGGAGCCACGUCUCAUCAUCGUCUCUAACCGCCUUCCGGUCACCAUAACAAAGGAGGCUAAUGAUGUCGUCUGGAGGCCUAGUCUCAGCGCUGUCUGGCUGCAAGAAAACAAUGUCAUUCACAUGGAUCGGGUGGCCCGGAAAAGACUGCAAGAUCGAGAAUACGUCAACCGACGGUUGCUGGAGGAGUACCAGUGCUACCCAGUUUACCUUUCCGAUGAUCUAGCCGAUCGUCACUACAACGCAUAUCGCGAAGCAAACAUCCGAUUCGCAGAUGUGGUCUCCAACUUCGUCCAAACAGGAGACGUCGUUUGGGUUCAAGACUAUCAUCUGAUGCUUCUGCCCAUGCUCCUGCGAUCCAUGAUUUCGGGUGAAUCGGCGCAGGGAGAGAUGACUCGCAAAGAGAUGGGAAGAGUGAAGGCAGGGGUCGACGAUGUGGAAGAGUUUGGCAUGCAGCACGGCGUCGCCCAAGGCCUCGAUGAGGGUGUUGAAAUGCUGGAAGAUGUCGAGGAAGAGGGCGGAGAAGUAACCACCACAGGUGGCAGUCAUCACACUGCCAUGGUCCGGGGCCUCAGUGCGUUCCAGCAACAGGAAGUACAAGCUCGCCAAAGGGGAAAGGGAGGUGUCAGGAUUGGCUUCUUCCUUCACACGCCUUUCCCUUCCAGCGAAAUCUAUCGCUUCCACACUUAUGACUACGCGCGCCACUUCCUGUCUUCGUGUACGCGCAUCCUCGGGCUUGAGACUCAGCCCAACGGAAUCGAAUUCGAGGGCAGAUAUGCCCAGGUCGGAACAUUUCCCAUCGGAAUCGACCCGUGGCAAUUCGUCGAAGGCGUCAAGAGUCCGGCGGUCCAAAGCAGGCUACAGAAGCUCGAGCGUCGGUUCGAGGACUGCAAAGUGAUCAUUGGUGUCGACCGCCUGGAUUACAUCAAGGGAAUUCCGCAAAAGUUGCACGCUUUGGAAGUGUUCCUAACUCAGCACCCGGAAUGGAUUGGAAAGGUAGUUUUGAUUCAACUGGCGAUCCCGUCCCGGCAGGACGUCGAGGAAUACAUGAACCUUCGGUCCGUCGCCUAUGAGUACAUUUCAACUCAAUCGGAGAAGCAUGGCUCCAUGAUCCUCUCCGAGUUUGCCGGAGCUUCUCAAAGUCUAGCGGGGUCUCUGAUCAUCAACCCUUGGGAUGUCGAUUCCACAGCGAGUGCGAUACACACUGCGCUGACACUGUCACCGCAAGUUCGUGAACAGAAUUGGACCAAGCUUUUCUCUGUGGGUGACCUCUGCUGUUAA